Molecule: messenger RNA, 1449 nt
Organism: Styela clava
Lineage: Eukaryota; Metazoa; Chordata; Ascidiacea; Stolidobranchia; Styelidae
Source: RefSeq, a predicted model, not a curated record
AUGGCUGCAGUUGUGGCACCGAAGUCUGAACAAUACGGUAGAAACCGACCGAAGCCGUUUUUAAGAGGAGGAAAGAAAGGACAAAAGCGCGAUACAGAUCAGUAUGGUACGUUCUUGGUGAAGCUUGUAGACUUUCAUAAAUCUCCUCGAAGGCCGAAGUUGGAAUUACCGAAACACCGAAGAAAAACUCCAAAUCUUGAAGAAGCUUCUGCGAAAGCUACCGCGGGAACGACAGAAACAAGCAUGCCAACAAAAUCUUCGCCACGACGAUCGAGGUCUCCUCGGAGCCCACGUAGGACAGCAAGAAGUCCAUACGAACCAGACUCAUAUCCAAGCUAUGAUUCUAGAUUAGACAGACAUCAACAAACAUAUGUGUUGUCUCCCUUAACCCUGGAAGCUCUCAGAAAAACGAUGAAAGGUACUCAUCAAACAAUGAUGUCAGACCCGAACAAAAAUAUUGCAUUUCAUGGUCCAAGAAGACCUCUUCUCCUGUCAUAUCCAACUAAGCCUACAAAAGCAGGAAGAGCAAUCUUCAUACAUCGACCAGCCAGUUCUCCACGAUCUCCCCGGUCGGCUUCUGCAGAUCAAGAGCAGAUUCCAGUUCUAAUGACAGAAGAAAAUAUACCAGAUACAGACGAAGCUCGCGAUUUUGUGCGAUUAGCAUAUCAUUUACGCACGGGAGCAACGAGAACAGAUUCUCCAAUACCGAAAAAGCUUCGAAGACCUAAGACAGUUGCACCGUUGCAAACUAAAGCACAAAGGCUGGCAAAAGAAAAAGGAUUUAUUUUAGAUGGAAUUGCGUUGAGCAACAUACAGGACGAUUAUUCGCGAGUUCAGCCGAAACUUGGACCAGCGAUUCCGCCGUAUAACUCUCAUUUUGAUCGACAUGUUGGGAAUUAUUUUAGAUUUAAAGGUGUAAACAAAACAUUGAAAAAUACCGGACAGGUUCGAGAACGAAGUCAGUCGUUACAAGGGAAAGCAGUUGAUAGAUUUCAUUACAUCGGAGAUGGACAUAUUUAUAUUCAAAAAAGAAAUAGAUCUGGUGCAGGAUAUUCACGGGAAUUCGUAGAUGGGCACGAUCAAUUUCUUUCCGAAAUUAAACCAAUGAACAGUUACAACGGUAGAUUCGGAUUCAGACGAAACACACCGACACUGCGAAACUGCCCGUCGCCAUUUGGGACUGCCAGUAGAUCUCCGACACAUUAAAAACACAUUUCAAACUUGAGUUCUUCAUUGUAUUCUAUAGCCUACUACGUCUCAAUGGUGCAUAUUAUCACUAUGCUCACUUGAAAGCUUCUUUCACUAGAUCAGUUUAGCUACAAGAAAGCAAGCUAUUCAAAUUCAACACGUUUCCCUGUUUGUAACAAGUUGUUGACCUAUAACAAAAACACAAUUCGGUACUCCCGUAGUAUGUGUACCAGGUUAGGGUUAGGCAAUAAUUUAUUUCGA